AUGCAUCCUCUUCUCCAUACCAAAGACAACGUCGCGUGCAAAGACUUGAUGAUCGCACUCGAACAAUGCCAUAUGCGGGGCUUCCUUUGGAAAUCCAUGGGCAUGUGCAAUGACGCCAAGGAGGAGCUCUCUGCCUGCCUGAGGGCAGAACGGUGGAAGACUCAGAGCUUCAACCGAAGUGGUGUUGCCAACAAAAAGGACAAGAUUCGGCAAGCCUGGAAGGACGUCGACGAAAACUCAUAA
Molecule: messenger RNA, 243 nt
Organism: Podospora anserina S mat+
Lineage: Eukaryota; Fungi; Ascomycota; Sordariomycetes; Sordariales; Podosporaceae
Exons: 2
Coding region: 1-243 (80 amino acids)
Source: RefSeq, a predicted model, not a curated record